Acipenser ruthenus (sterlet) is the source of this 4685-nucleotide messenger RNA. RefSeq names its product ras-related protein Rab-22A. The transcript has 7 exons. NCBI's taxonomy places the organism in Eukaryota, Metazoa, Chordata, Actinopteri, Acipenseriformes, Acipenseridae. Gene Ontology annotation, molecular function: GTPase activity; GTP binding. The coding region runs from base 241 to 825 and encodes 194 amino acids. The record is from RefSeq and is a predicted model, not a curated record.
CCACGUCAGGUCAUGUGACCGAGUGGGCUGUCCAAGAUGGCGUCUGUUAUUCGAUUUUUUUUUCUCGCCGAAGUCUGACAGAAAUUAACUGGGUUUUAAAAUAAAUUAGAUGUUUUAAAAGAGUACUCGAUAAAGACAAGCGGUCCUGGUGUAUUUGUAUUUUGUGUAUGUCGGUUGUAUUGGCUGCUGUUAUGUUUUAUUCUGUUGAAAUGCUGAGAAAGUUUUGAUUUGUUGUGAACGAUGGCACUUCGGGAGUUGAAGGUUUGUCUGCUUGGGGACACUGGGGUUGGUAAAUCAAGUAUUGUAUGGAGAUUUGUGGAAGAUAGCUUUGAUCCUAAUAUCAAUCCAACUAUUGGAGCAUCCUUUAUGACGAAAACUGUGCAGUACCAGAGUGAGCUACACAAGUUCCUCAUCUGGGACACAGCGGGGCAGGAGAGGUUCCGGGCCUUGGCACCAAUGUAUUACAGAGGGUCUGCUGCUGCUAUCAUUGUGUAUGACAUCACAAAAGAGGAAUCUUUCCAGACACUAAAGAACUGGGUGAAAGAACUGAGACAGCACGGGCCUCCCAAUAUUGUUGUUGCAAUCGCAGGAAACAAAUGUGACAUUGCCGAUGCAAGGGAAGUGCUUGAAAAGGAUGCCAAGGACUAUGCAGAUUCCAUCCAUGCUAUCUUUGUGGAAACAAGUGCCAAAAACGCCAUUAACAUUAAUGAGCUCUUCUUAGAAAUAAGUCAGAGGAUUCCGUCUGCUGAUUCCAGUGCUGGAGCAGGAGGCAAGGGAUUCAAACUUAGGAGGCAACCGUCCGAGACCAAGCGCAGAUGCUGCUGAGGCCUUCCAGAAGCAGAUCCGUGGUCGCCACCACGCAAGCAGGAGCGUUGUAAAGCCGUCUCCACAUUAAAAUCUCUGUUUCACAGCGUCUAAAAAGAGCUCUACAGUAUUUAAUCCUUCAUGCUUUUCAGGAGCCAUCUACACAAAGUCCCAACAAGCAAACUGACUCGUCUUCUAUCCAAGGAGAAAAGAUUUUUAGAAUUUUUUUUUUCUGUUUUUAUCUAUAAGUAAUUGUCCCUCGGUGUUGUACAUGGCUUGUGAAGUCGAGGCUCAACAAGCUUCUGAAAACGGAAAUGCAGAUUUGUUUCCCUCAUCCCAAUGGGCUAGUGUAGCAGGUUUGCAUCCAGCUUUUCACACGUCAGGAAUAACGAGAGUGCUAGAAGACUGCUAACGCCUUUUCAAAUCUUAAAAUGAAAUAACAAAAAGAAAAAUACAGAAGCAUUUUAAAACAUAGCCCCUCAUUUAGUGCUCCUAAACUGAAACCCAAUCCUGGCAGCAGAAUGCACCGUGGCGCUUUGUGAUGGGGAGCUGAAUGCUUUGCAUGUGCUCCAAAUUCCUGAUCCGCAAAGGACUGGGAUCGGACUGAGACUGGAUUUCUUUCGUUGAGAAGAAAGAAAGACCAUGACAAGAUGGUAACUUCAUUGAAUUGUGCCAAGACCGAUAAAUCCUUUGAACUGAGCAGUGUGCUUUAUAGAUGUAGACACAGUGUUGUUAUGUUUAUGCAAAAGGGAAAUGUAAUGUAAUGCAAGCACUUUUAAAGAUGCCAGUGAAUUAUUUUAAAGUUGAGCACCCUGUAGCCCUCCCACACCAGAUUGCACGGGGCCGUGUCCCGGGGGGCUUCAACGUGUCCUCUUCGAGUGUGUGUGCAUGCUAACCCCUGAGUGAUCCUGGAAGUACCUGCACAUGCCUGCAUUGGGUGGUACUUCUGUUGUGUUGUGUUCAUGCUUUCUAAUGUACCACAUACAGGAGCCACAUUUGUCUCUUAAAUAACCCAGGAAUAAGUCUUUAUAAUAUCUGUUGCCAACAUGUGAGUCUUAUUUCCAUUCCUGUCCUAAUAAGUAUUUGGCAGUCUGGUUUGAUUGUUUUUUUCUUAAUUAGUUCCGUGCAGGAUAUUUGGCAGCCCUGUCCUUUACAAGACCAGCAGCCUGGAGCUGCAAAGCUGUGUUCUCAAUUUCACUUUGUUCUGGGAUGCUCGCACUUUGAACCCCUGUGAAGCUCUUUAAGGAAUAACAGCAGUGUGGUUAAAAGUGUUUCCAGCCCAAUUCAUAGUAACCACUGGGACUAAUACCAGCGUUUUAAAAGUCCAGUUUUAACCAUUGUAUAUACAUUGGCAAGCCUAUUCUUAGAUCCCUUGCUGUUUCUUUACAGGAGAUGUUGAUUUACUGAGGUGGUGCCAGUCCCUUAAUUGUUCUAUAAACUUUCUUUUUUCUAAAAAAGUGUUGGCUUAUAAUUCCGAUCAAAAUAGUUUUUGAUGCUGGCAGGAGAUAAAAAACAAAACAAAAGGGUAAAGUGGCUUGGGAAGAAAUAUAAUGGUCUUGGACUGGAGAUCAAAUCAAUUUUUAUUUAUUUAUUUUUUUACCAAUAAGGUUUUCUUGCAGUUGUGGCAUUUUAAAAAGCACGGCAAACAUUUUAGGAUCAUCUUGUAUUUAUCUUCACCGCCCGAGUUAAACACUAAAUUAAAAUAGACAUCUCCUUAAAUCAGCUUUCACUGAAUGCUUUGAGGUUGGCAGACUAUUAUUACAAUUUCAUAUAAUAUGGGACUUGUAAGACCUGCGAUUAAUCGACCGUUCAUUAAUUCAAAUCAAUGAGUCCUCAUUUGAAAGAAACAGACCAGUGCUUUUGGCUGCUCCGGGUGGGCUAGUGAAGGAUCUAUGUUUGUAACAGCUUGCUCUUUGUUGAUUAAACAUGGAUAUUUGUGAUUGUGUUCACAUACUGUGUAAGGAGGUCCUGGUGGCAUUUCAGUUUUUUUAAUCAUGGUACUGACUGGCAUCUGUAAUGUGGUGUUACAAUGAUGCUGUGGUGAUGAGUACAGUAUGUCAGCUACAUACGACCACGUUUUUAGAAUGAGGAGGGAAGUAAUUCAAAACGAUUGCCUUUUAAUUUAGUGAAAGUGAAGCUGCGCAUGUCCGCAGCCUUUCACCUGCCAAAUAAAACACAGCCUUGAGUCGACUGUACAUGCAUGUCUCUGUCUGCCAGCAGAAUAUCAGAUUCGUUUUUAGAUCCAGCGACACAGUGCACCUUUUCCGAGUCUGUAUGAUUUCAGUUCAUCAUUGACAGGCUGGUUUAGAAGGUCAGUACUGUCCCUUGGUGUUCACGCUUGUAAAUAUGAGUUGCCACUCCUCAGAGUUAAUGCAGUUCACUUCUGUUAAAUUAGCUGUUUGCAUGAUGCACAGAGACUGACCAAAACCCUUUACAAAAAAAAAAAAAAAAAAAAAGCUGUUUUAAUGAGGCUUGGAAAGAGCAUUAAAUGCAUUUUAAUGACUGUGUUCAGCAAUACCAGAGGGGUCUUGUGUGUGCCCAGUGUGUACAAACGAUUGUACGGGAUGAAUCCAGGCACUUGUUCUGUGUGAUUAUGGGUUUUCCUUUCUGUGAAUCUGAGAUGCUUGUGUUAGGAGUCUGUUGUAGUGCCAAUAUGUGGAUUUAAAAGCACAAAAAAGACCUGGCAUGAGUGUAAAGCCUAAAUGCUGUCACGCCCAGGAUCCAUAAAACACUUCUCCUCAUGCGUUUCAGAGCUUGAAACCACUCCACUAAAUAGCUUUGGUUGCUGUCGUUUUUAAUGCACCUAAAAAGCAUCAAAUUGAAAUGGUUGCUAAAUUAAUUUUGUACCUUUAAAUUGGGAUAAAGAAACGGCUCCCUGUGUGGAGUGACAUGAAUUGUGUUCAAAGAUACUUUCAGCCACGUUCUGCUUAAGGGACAAUUACAGACAUCAGUUACCCCGAGUGGCUCACCUGGUAAAAACACAGCCGUGUGGUGUGCAGGGUGAGUCACACAGCGCAGGACUCCAAUUCAACCACCUUUUUAUCUUAGGAGGGUAACCAUUUUCUGCAAAUUAAAAAUAAGAGCAGCGUAUUAUUAAAACCCAAAUAAAUACGGAUGAGCAUUGAAUCCUUUUUUUAUUGCAUCUAAACAUUAUUAUUAUUAUUAUUAUUAUUAUUAUUAUUAUUCCAAGUUUAAAAGUGAUUUGAAUUGGUCAUUGUAAAUGUUCUUUCUGUAUGAAUGUUUUAUUUUGAUUUGACCCGGGGGGGGCGACACUUCUGUCCUGCUGUGCCAAGUUUUAAAGGGUGUGGUUUGUCAUGUUGAAGUGCAAUGGCAGGUCGCUACGAUUUCAUUGUGUCGUAGCAACGUCAUGUUCUGUGCCUCUAUAUUGUAGCCUGUACAUUAAACCGCUUCGAGCAGUGUUGCAUGCUGUAACUGACGGCUGCAGCUUCAAUGCAUGAAAUCCGGCGCUAUCGCUUGGGAUAUUUAGUAUUGUAGUUUAGGAGAGUGUGCCAGUCUUCAGUGAAAACGAGUGAGUUCUCUUAAAGGUUCUUGGGCUGGUCCUGAGACAAUGUAGUAACUCCAUUAGAAGUCUUAUUGUUUUAAUUGUAGAUGCAAAAACAAUUCAUAAAACCACAUCUGAUGAAAUUUCUGUAUUACACGGAUUUGUAUCGUUAUUAGUUUUUGCAGAGGCACGACAACAGAAAGACCUUUCCUUAACUUCACCUAUACGUUUUGUCAUACUGAGCUUUCAUAUUUUUACAUACUGUAUCGAUUGUAAAAAAAAAAAAAAGCGCUUGAAAUCACUGCGUUUACUGUGUAUUUCUGAAUGUGCAAAAGGGAAAUGUUAUACAGUUUACUAAUAAAUCCAUUUGUAAAAUACA